Messenger RNA from Argiope bruennichi, 4116 nucleotides. Its product is annotated as calcium-binding mitochondrial carrier protein SCaMC-2-like. The transcript has 10 exons. Bases 1345 to 2379 code for a protein of 344 amino acids. Lineage: Eukaryota; Metazoa; Arthropoda; Arachnida; Araneae; Araneidae. Gene Ontology annotation, biological process: transmembrane transport. The record is from RefSeq and is a predicted model, not a curated record. Gene Ontology annotation, cellular component: mitochondrial inner membrane. Gene Ontology annotation, molecular function: ATP transmembrane transporter activity.
CAAAUGGUGAAAUGCAACUUCGCAGCUGGUUGAUUUAUUCAAAAACGCUAGACUUGGUAUUUUGUUUUUACCGUACAUUAUUUUCCUGAGGAAAUGAAAAACUCUACGCGAUUUAUAGGAUAGUUAUUGUAAACUGGAGAAAGUUAUCAACUAUAAUUCAAGAUCAUGAGGGUUCUAUUUGUCCCUUAAUUCAUUUAUCGCUUGGAAAGAAUUACUGAAACGACUAAAUUUAUGUUCAACUAUUGAUAAAACAAAUCAAGUUAAUAUAAGUAAGGAAACGGAAAGACUGAAAUUACUAUUUCAAAGAAUUAUAGAUAUAAUUCUAUUUUUAGCUAAUAAGUCUUUUAAUAAUCUUCCACUUCGAGGAAAUCAUGAAAUAAUAGGAACGCCUGAAAUAAUGGAUUUUUUUAAAGUUUAAUCGAAUUAUUAAGUAAAUAAUUAUUAAUUAAAUUACUUCAGCGCUUAUGGAUCAGAUAAAUAGAAAGAAAAAAAUUCCAAAAGUAGAAUUGGGGAUGAUUUAGCUCAUACAUCAAAUGAACAAAUUAUUCCUGCGUUAUGAAAUGAAGUUCUUAACAAAAUAGUGCAAAAGUACACGUUUUACAGUAUCCAAAUGUUUUCUACUUCUGAUAUUUCAUAUAAAAAACAAAAUUCAGUCUUUAUUAGGUAUGAAAAUUUUGAGGAGAAAGGAUUAAGUAUAAACGUGUCAUUUAUAUGGUUUAUUAAAGUAACUGUUGUGACUGGAGAAGACUAGCAAAAGUAAAAAAUUGGAAAUAUUAAGUGAGCGUUAUUUAGAUAUUAUGGAUUAUACUGGACAGGCAUACUACAACGGUAGCAAAAUGAAAGGGAAAUUAAAGGUGUACAAUCUAGAAUAAUUGCACUAAGCCCUCAUGCAAUUUAUGUGCCUUACCUAUAACACUCUUUUAAUUUAUUAAUUUGUGUUGGGAUGAAGCGAGCGGACUAUUUUUCUCGCGUAGGAAUAUCUGUGUGACUACGCUUCUGGCGCUUCGUUCCGGCACCAUUCCUCCCGCGAACAAGAUGCUGUGUUCGGGUAGAAAAAAAAAUGGGAUCAAUGAACUUCAAUGAUUCCUUUCUCUUUAUCCAGGAAUCUGAGCAAUGCCUGAUAGACUUGUUUAAUAAUGGAUAGAAAUAUGAAAGAGAAAUUUCCUGACUUUCCAGAGACAUAGGCAUUCCUCUCCAGAGACAUGGACAGAGGGGGCGUUAGUAGAGAAGCAAAGGAGACAAUUGUCUCCCUGUUAGUUAUCGCCUGUACCCUCUGUUAGCGAAAAAUCGGCAAAAGUCUUCACGACUUCACACCGGUUAUGGAGAGCUGGGCAUUAACGAAGAAUGGACAAAGAUGAUUCUCAAACUAUAUCUUUUGAUAGAUGGAGUGAUUAUUUGUUUUUUUUACCAAGAUUUGAGCUAGGAAACCUUUUUUGUACCUGGAGGGAUGCAACUUUUCUAGAUGUGGGUGAAAAUCUUUCAGUUCCAGAAGAUUUCACUAAGAAAGAGAUGCAAACAGGAAUGUGGUGGCGCCAUUUAGUGGCAGGAGCCAUAGCUGGAGGUGUCUCUCGGACAUGUACAGCUCCUUUAGACAGAAUCAAAGUAUUUCUUCAGGUUAGAAAUAGAGAAUAUUCUUCAAUAGGUGUUUGUUUAAGGCAUAUGCUUAAAGAAGGUGGAUAUGCCUCUUUGUGGAGAGGGAAUGGAGUUAAUGCAUUGAAAAUUGCUCCUGAAACUGCUAUUAAGUUUGCAGCAUAUGAGCAGCUGAAGUCUUUAAUACGAGGUGAUACAGAUAGAGAACUGCAAAUUUAUGAAAGGUUUCUUGCAGGUUCAAUAGCUGGUGGUAUUGCUCAGUCAUCAAUUUAUCCUUUAGAGGUUUUGAAAACCAGAUUAGCUCUUAGAAAAACAGGACAGUACAAGAGUGCUUGGGAUGCAGUAUGUAAAAUUUACAGAACUGAAGGUCUUCGUAGUUUCUAUAAAGGUUAUUUGCCAAAUUUACUUGGAAUUAUACCAUAUGCUGGUAUUGAUCUUGCAAUUUAUGAGACAUUAAAAAAAUCUUAUACUACUCGACAUCCUGAAGUAAAAGAACCUGGUUCCAUGGUACUCUUAGGUUGUGGAACUGCGAGUAGUUCAUGUGGUCAGAUCGCUACCUACCCUUUAGCUUUAAUUCGAAUUCGCCUUCAAGCACAAGCUGUUACAUCUGAUCAUUCACCAGAGGCAGGUACUAUGAUUGGACUUUUCAAAUCUAUUAUUAAACGAGAAGGUGUGGCUGGAUUGUAUCGUGGUAUAACACCAAAUUUUAUGAAGGUUGCUCCAGCUGUUAGUAUAAGUUAUGUUGUUUAUGAAUAUUUAAAGAAUAAACUAGGAGUAAAAGCAACAUAAAUUUAGAAAGCUGUGAAGACUUAAACACAUGGACUUACUACAGCAACAUUUUUUCCCUACUCUGUUGUUUAAUUUUGUUUUUAAUAGUAGCUAAUUUUAAAUGAUCAGUUUUUAAAGAAGGCAUUUAAAAAUGUAUAAAUUUGAAUCUAACAUUUGAUAAUGGUGUUACCAAAAAUUGCAUAAUAAGGGAUUUUUAUUUAAAAUGGCUGAUUUUAUGUAUAGAUAAUCAGUUAUUUGUUAAAUAUUGUAUUUGAGACAUACCUAUUUCACUUGAAUUCAUGCAAGUAAUGUGUGUUUCUGUUACCCUAUGUUGAAGCACUGAUUUCAAAUUUAACUAAAAGCAUUAAUGUUUGUAACAUGCAAUAUAAUAAUAAUUUAUUUAAAUUCCUUUUUUUGAUAAAAGAUUCUUAUAUGAUUUUGCUCAUUUAACUUCAGUUGUACAUCAUAUAAUCUGAAUUGAGGGUUAUUGUUAUAAAUGUCUUAAUAUAUUUAUCAGGUAUCUGUGAUAAGGCAGCAAAUGUUCUUCUUAAAAUAUAUUUCAUUUAAUAAAUUGAUACAUUUUAGUAAUUAUUGAUAGUUUCUCUACAAUUUCAUACAUUUUUGAACAUAUAUUUUUUUUUUCAAUUAUAAUCAGGCAGAAGAAUGAUGUAAUGCUCCAGUUAAUCUCUUCAAAUACCAGUACGCAUUUGUGCUUUUAUUAAUAUUUAUAUUUCAUAUCUAUUGUGAAUAUCAUUUUGAUGUACUUCUAUUUUGCAUAAUUAUUUAACUUUGGUUAACUUCUUUAAUGGUAAAUUUUAGACAGGUUUUGUGAAUAUUUACUAUAUUUAUAAAACAAAUAAAAAUCAAGUUUUUAUGAAAAAAUUAGUUAUUUCAAAACAUAUCAGUCAUAACAUGCUUGCACACUUGAUAAUUUAAAUUGAUUACCAGUGAAAUUUGAAAACUAUCUGAAUAUUAAAAAUUUCCUGUCUGUUUCAGAAAUAACUUGCUAGGCUGGAGUGCAAAAAGAAUUUUUUUUAAUAUAUUAUUUUUCUAAAAAUCCAAUUUAUUUCAUAUGUUGCACAAGUUUUCAGACAGAUUUCCAUGUGUGAAUUUAAGCCAUUAUGUAAUGCAAGAAAAUGUCACAGGUUCACUAUCAUUUAUUAGUUUACUAAUUUAUUUAACUAAUAAUUUUAUUUUUGAUCAAAGUUUUUUUCUUUUUCUUUCAUUUUUAAAGAUAUAGACACAUAAGGCUUUGAUAUAUUAAAGAAAAAAUUUUUAAUUGUAUAAUUUAAACUAUAAAAUUAUUAUCUAGUUUGGGCAUUAAAUAGUAAAUAUUUAAAUAAAACUAGUCAUGUAAAGUUAAUUUUAUCUAUCAAGGCUAUCCAGUUUUCUUUGUCUUAGGAACUGUUUUAUAAAUGACAGUUCUCCAAUCAGUGUAGAGUAUUAUUUUGCUUUCCUUGCAUUCAGAAAUUUCUUUAGAUAGGAUAGUAAGUUUAAAUGAUGAGACUAUUUUUGUUCUGAUAAGUUCAAUUAGUACUUUUUUUUUUUAAAUAAAUGACAAUUUUUAAUUUUUAAAACUAUUUCUGAAUAUAAAUAUUAUAUGUUGAUUUUGGUUUCAUUUGUUCCUAAACUUUAGCUCCUUUCUAAAUGUCACUAUUUAUUACAAAGAAUGCAUCAUUUAUUUUAGAAAAAUCAUUUGCUGCCUUCUGUGUUAUGCAAGUUUUGUUUUUGUUAAAAGAAAAUGUAUAUAUAUUUAUU